UUUUUCAGUUCGUAAGUCGAUCGAUAAACCAGAGAAUCGUAUGCAAGAGCUGAACAUCUGCUUUGAUUUUCAGGAAAACUAUUGCGCCAAUGCACAAAUUAGGUCCAAAAAUGAAGUCGAUGAAUCUCAACACCCCGGAAAGAUGAGUCCAGCUUAGCGAUCACAGCUAAACAAAACCUAUAAACAGUCAUCGAAGUUAGCUUCUUGCAAGUUGCAACUUUUCGCAGUGUCUAGUCAAUUUUUACCAGCGCCGAGGAUAUGACUUCGCUUGUUCCGGCCUCGUUUAACAUCUGUUCCGACGAGUUCGCGAUUUAUCCUUAUGGACUUCCUGCAACGCUUCCCCAGCCAAACAUAAUACUUCGAGUGGAACACCAACAGUCACUAGUUCCCCAGAAUGGACGACAAGCGCCGCAUCUCCCACCGGCUGGGUCACAAUCACUCCACGAAACUCUUAAACCGGGUACCCAUAACGAACGAUAUGGGGCCCCACCUUUUCUUUCCACAGUAAAACUUUUGAGGGAGCGACUUUUCUAUCUCGGCGGAAAAGAAGAUGAUGAGAGGAAAGAGCUAAAAUCUAAUAAGCUGUGGGAAAGUGAAAUCAGAUUCUGUCACGGAAGCGUAAGUAUCAUGAACCGACAAAUGAUCUCUGCAGUGAUCUGUUCUGAAAUGUUUUUGCGUGUUUUGUAGCUGACAUAGCGAAUAGGUCAAAUCCCAAAAUAUAACUGAAUCAACGACUGGAUGUGGAUUCAUUUUUCUUUUAUUUUUGUUAGUAGGACGCAGUUCAGAACAGAUCACCGUAAUCGUAAUUUUUGUUUGUACUGUGGACUCAAAGAAUAGCAAUUGUAGUGAUGUCCCGAAAAUAAAUCACGCCAAGUGAAAUAACGGGCGCGCGAUCUGGGGAGGGGGAAGGUGGCGUCGACGCUUACCUUAUACUGGCUGCGGUCACUUCUACGACGUAACUAAAUUUUAGUGUCAAGUUACGUGAUGUCAUACUUAACUGUAGUUAGUGCUUUCGGUCGACAUUGCGGUCACACCACGUAGUUAACAACAAUUAGUUCUAAUAAGCCUAUGCAAAUUUUUUGGUUUCCCCCUCGCUUCACGCUUGGUUUUUAUUUUGCAUAUUUAUAUAAUUAUGCUCACCUCUCGCGUGCGAAAAGAAGUGUCACAUUCUGGUUGGUUGUUUGUUUGUAAACUUAAGACUAACCCCCGAACCCUGCUUGGGUAUAACUAUAGUUAGUCUGUAUUGUUUUGGAUCCGAUAACGAGGCGUAAAUUUUCUAACUAUAGUUAGAGCGGACAGAGAAGCGGUCGCAUUGCCGAAAUAGCUAACUAUAGUUUAGUUAUCCCUGUCUUAUCUAUAGUUAGUAACCCAUAUGUGACCGCAGCCACUGUCUGGUUGUGUUGAGCGGGGGGGGGGGGGGGUGGGACAACAAUGUGCGCACACAAACUGUUUAAAACACAAAGGUGGCAGUCAAACAAAUAAGCGUAAUAAUCUACUGCACUGAUCAGUCUCUAUGAUUGGUACGCUGUGUCACGCUGAACAUUAGUAUUACACAGGCAUUACCACUAUGACCAGCCUUGUCUACCACCGCAUGAUUUCAGUAUGAACACCCCACACUGACGUACUGUAGUUUUUUUUCUUCUUGUUCUUGUUUAUUGUCCCCCCUCCCUCCUCGCACCACUGAUAUGACUCCUCCCUGUUUCUAAUCCUAGAUGUCAAGGGGGUGGGGGAGGGGGCUACAGAUAUCACCCAAGAAGGCAACUUGUAUCCUGUUAAGUUUCAAUUUUGCAGAAACUGCAACACUACAAGGUGGUGGCAAAAUAUUCAAGACGAUGUUUUGCUUUAGUUGAGAAGAUCGACGAGCAAAUUAAGCAAGGCAAGACGACGAUAACAAGAUCGAAAGAAUUAUCACAGGCUCUCUUCUUAACCUUAUAUGGACGUUCCGAGGCGGAAAAGUAUAGCAUUCUGGAAAAACUUGCAAAUCAAGAAAUAAAGGUUUCCGAAAUCAAGAAAGUAAGUAGACAAAAUUUUUUAUUUUGGUUUUAUUUUCUUUAUUUUUAUUUUGAAAAAGGGUAGGGGCGCCAAAACAUGAGGGAGUCCCUCUGCUUAUCAUCAUUCCCCUCAACCUCGUUCCCAGGGUUCUCUCAGAGAACCUUGGGAACGAAGUUGCAUUCCCUUGCCUUCUGAUCCUAAAAAAAACGCCACAUUAUAAUAUUGCCAGAUAUUACUUUGUUUCCGCUAUGCUUUCGUCAGGGUGAGCCAGCGUUUUGGGGGCAUACGGUAUAUUUGGUUUUUGUUUGGUUGUUUCAAAUUAUUUUAAAUACUGUAUCAUACACCUUUUCCAGAUUGGGAUGCUUGGAAAGAAAACUAAGGGAAUUUAGGGUACAUUGGCUAAUGUCAUACUAUUAGUCCCUUGGUCAACCCCGCUGUUUUGUAGUGCGUGAUCUUUUCAUGUGAUGAUUUCUAGUCAUUUUUAGCAAAUUUUUCUAUUUUCAGUUUUUUCCCUCUAAAGAUUCCGAGCAAACCAGUUCUGAAGAGCAAAGAAGUAUAGCAGCGGUAAUUCAGGUUCGUUUACAGGUCCUUUCUCUCCAAAAUAGCCGCUAAAACACAGAAAGGUCAAAAUAUCUUUUAGUAAAAUUAUAAUGAUCGUAAGAGAUAAAUCGUGCUAAAGUUAUGUUAAUGAGGUUUAAUCCUGAUGACAACACCAUAGGAUUUUGUCCACAGCUUUUUUGAAUUUAGAGUGACAAAUAAUCACAGCCUGACCUGGUCUAAGAGCGAGGAUGAGUCGGGUAAAAUAUAGUAAAGCUACUAAACGAUCAACUUAUUUCAGAAGCAUGGCUUCCCGUUGUUGCUUUCUUUUAGCUUGAGCGAGACAACAAGAAAUUACAUGAGCAGAUCGAACGGCUAAGGGGCAAUAUAAAAGAGGUGUGUAUAACAGUAGGCAUGAUCUUGUUCGCGCGCGCUCAUUUCCCGAGCAGUGGCUGUUAACCGAGCCUAGUGUAGCUAGCCAUUCACGUGGUACAAAACCACCAUACUGGAGAGCAAGGGUCACCGCACUGGGACAAACAAAAGGCAUACACAGUAAUUUUGAAAUGGUAAUUUCAUUUGUUUGUCUUGUCCCAGUGCUACUUUUGUUCUCCAGCAUGGCGAUUUUGUAGCACGUGAAUGGCUAGCUGCAAAGGGCUCAUUGUUGAUAAAGCUUAACUAAAUAAUAGGGCAUGGACAAAAAAAUUCUGAUAAGUUAUCUAUUGUUGUUACUUGGUCCAACACAGCAGUUAGUUUGAAAAGUUGCAGUUGUUAUUUUUUUUUGUUUCUCAUUGGAAAAAUUGUUUUAUUUAAGUUGAAGUUGACUAGCAUCGUCUUCAAUCCGCAGCUCGAAAAACUUCAUCCAUAUACUUAGAGAAUAAACCUCUAAAAUAUAAAUGGAAAAAAGGAAGGAACUGAAAUAUCGCUGAAAAUAUCACAUGCGCCAUAUCGUUUUAGUAAACUGACGUCAAUCGCUCGUGUGAGAUUAAUAAGCUCGACUGGUAAAGCACCUGUCUGUACGACAGCGGAAGGUACAGGUGCAAUUCCCGGCUCUGGGCCAAGCGGGACGAGGACGGGAAACGCGAAAUAGGAGCGGGGCCUGAGAAGUCCCCCCCCCCCCCCCCUCGCUUCCAUUUUUUCCCUCCUUUUCACCCCGUGCCUUCGCGCGUCUCCUGUGCUUCUCCCGAUUGGGCCAAAACAGUACUCAAAGUCUUUAAAGAUCCAGAGAUGAAAAUACUGCCUGUACCCUGCCUGGUCGGACCUUCGCGUGGCUCGGACGGCCACGCAGACUUGGCGAUCUCAACACGGGCGACUGGGAUGGUUAAAACACUUCCCUCAAUCAGCAGUUUUGCUCUAAAUACCUUGACAUUUAAUUAAAAAUGUUUUCUCUGCGUUUUGUAGAUAAGUGAUCAAUUGAUGGUUGCAGAACGCGAGAACGAGAGGCUGACCGAGGAAAUAAGGAAAUAUUUGAAAAGAAAGCUAAGAAAGGUAGCUAUCAUACUACAGGCUAUAUUUUAAGGACAUUAAUUUCGCGCGAAGAUCGUAUAGCAUUACUGAUCCCUAUGGUAAAAACUGUAAACCAACGAUUGGUUUUAAACCAGGCUUCCAUGAACUUUACCCAAGCUUUAUUUACUUCACCUUUGUCAUUUGUUACGUUUGCCUAGUGUUGUUGUAGUGGUCUUGUGUGUACUUAGGAUAAAAAAAAUUCGCUUUGAGGAGAUGUGGAACUGUGUUUUCAAUUUUAUUAGUUAGUUCCGUGUGCAUUUUUAAUUCCAGUUUUAUUUUUUAAUAGCGUGGUAAUGUAACAAGGAAAAGAAAGCGAACCACAAAACAGUCUUCUCCAGUGAAAAAGGUAAGUUUCUCGAAUAGGUUUUUAGAGACGCUGGCACUUAAUAGCAACCUUAAUUACUUUACCAUAGUUGAGUGAUAUAUAUAGAGAGCGUUUUCACAUGACGUCACAAUGCGCCAAAUUGACGUCCUAAAACAAUGAAACGGCGGCCGGUCAUGGGGGUGUCCUAAUUCAUCCCCGUGGGAACUGAACCUUUUUUAAAAAAACUCUCUUUUUUCUUGAUAAUAUUGCGUAGCUGCAGGCCACGUGCGCGAAAAGGAUCUCUAGUCUUUUGCUGACCAAACGCGCAGAUUGACCAUGAUGGUUUAAAAGCUUUAUUUUCAGAAUGUUCGCCUCAUCUCGGCGAUAAUAGAGAAUUAUUGAUCAAGGUAUAGACGGCUCUGAGUUUUUGAGGUUUAUCUUCAAAACAGUAGUUAUUUAUUGCAAUCAACGCAAGUUUGUUUUCUCUUUAGAAAACAGUACGCAGAGCAAAGAUGGCCUCCGAUGAUGAUGACGACGAGGACGACGUUGAAGAUGUUAGUGAUGAUGGUGAUGAUGAUGAUGAUGAUGAUGAUGAUGACGAUGAUGAUGAGGAUUAUAAUGUUGAUGAUGAUGAUUACAGUGGUGAUGAUGAUGACGGUGAUAAUGACGAUAACGAACUGAAUGAAAGUAAAGGUGAAGUUCAUGACGAUGGAGAGGGAAAUCAAAAGACCCUUUGGAUUAUCCCAUGUAAGUUCCUUUUUUUCUCAUCAUGUAACGCAUUUUUCUAAGGUUCAAAUUCCUUCUCCUAUGGCUGCUGGGGAUGGGGUGAAGCGAGCAUUAGUGAGCUAAGCAUGAAGAUAUGAUACGGAUAAAACUGUAAUGGGAGAAAAGUCCAUUUCAGCUUGCUCUUACUUGAGGAAUGAAAGCCUUAGUGGACUCUAAGUUUGAAAAUCUCUAUAAAUUUUUAGGUUUACCUUAAAGACAAGUCUUUUCUACCAAGAAUAAAAGGGACUACUGCAAAGUCGGGGAUGACGAACAAACUGGAUAUCUGAUUUGUGAGAUGAAUCAAACCGCUACCAAGGCUCUUCGUCAGUUGAAGACGCCGCCAUAA
Molecule: messenger RNA, 5447 nt
Organism: Porites lobata
Lineage: Eukaryota; Metazoa; Cnidaria; Anthozoa; Scleractinia; Poritidae
Source: the annotation of a GenBank genome assembly